AUGGACCAAAAUGGCGAACAGGACUCGCCAGUGUCCAUCGCCGCCAACAUUGCCGGCCUGCUGACGUUCGCCUUUGCGCUGGCGGCGGCGGCGUACGCGCGCGUGCGGUACCUCCGGAGCAGCAGCACCGAGUACCUGCGCGUCAAGACGAGCCUGUCGUGGUACAAGACGGAGUCGACGUGGCUGCAGCACCUUGUGAGCACGCAAGGAGGGCCGGUGGCGGUGCCGCCCCGGGCAGGCGGCGACGACGACGGCAACACGGACCGGAGCAGCAGCUUCGACGAAAAGGGUAGUGGUAAGGGGGAGGAGUGGCCGAGACGGCGGCGCGUGGGCUUGGAUCGCCCGCCGCCGCCGCCGGCACAGCGCGCGGAGCAGCACAUGUUUGAGUUCGUCAUGGACGACCUGCUGAACCUGGAGCGGCGGCUGCUGGACAUGGUCAACGACGUGGAGUCGCGCGCGGCGGCGGACCCGGGCGUCGGGGAAGCCGGCAUAUCAUGGUCGCUGGUGCCGGGGACGUGGCACGGCGGUCGGCCGUCGGUCGCGGUGGCAUGGCUAGGCGUGAGGACUAAGGCGCUGGAGUUGGUGCGGCAGCGCGAGGCCCUGACGGCACGCGUGCAGUUCCUGCAGCUGAGCAUGAUCGCGUCGCGGCUACAGUCGCUCGAGGUGCGGGUGUCGGCGGCAGAGGAGCAGGAGCGGGAGCGGGAGCGGGAGCGGUUGCUGACGAGGGAGGAUACAAUGGUGUCGGCGCUCGCUGCCGUUCGCGACGGGAUAGAUUCGGGAGGGAAGCCAGCGGUAGAAAGAUCGGGAUACACUUCUCUGGUUAGGUAG
Messenger RNA from Cordyceps fumosorosea ARSEF 2679, 828 nucleotides. RefSeq lists its product as hypothetical. The record is from RefSeq and is a predicted model, not a curated record. Lineage: Eukaryota; Fungi; Ascomycota; Sordariomycetes; Hypocreales; Cordycipitaceae. Bases 1 to 828 code for a protein of 275 amino acids. The transcript has a single exon.